This is a messenger RNA of Saccostrea cuccullata (small rock oyster), 765 nucleotides long. RefSeq names its product protein mono-ADP-ribosyltransferase PARP14-like. The annotation marks the transcript as partial. The record is from RefSeq and is a predicted model, not a curated record. The transcript has 6 exons. NCBI's taxonomy places the organism in Eukaryota, Metazoa, Mollusca, Bivalvia, Ostreida, Ostreidae. Gene Ontology annotation, molecular function: NAD+ poly-ADP-ribosyltransferase activity; transcription corepressor activity; NAD+-protein mono-ADP-ribosyltransferase activity. Gene Ontology annotation, biological process: negative regulation of gene expression; protein poly-ADP-ribosylation. Gene Ontology annotation, cellular component: nucleus; cytoplasm.
AUGGCGGAAUUUGAAGGCUAUAAGGUAGAUAACCGCGGAUUCUCCACCAUUGCUCUACCGGGCCUGACCACCGGCUUUCUCAAGUUCCCAAAGCAAGUGGCGGCAAGAAACGCGUGUAGAGCUGUAGGCCGGUAUAUAGACGCCAAUCCUCAAACCAAACUUAAAGAAGUUCGUUUUGUCAUACAUCCCGAGGACAAUGAAACACUGAAGGCAUUUGUCGAUGCUGUCAAGAGAUGGGAUCUAAACGUAAAUACAGAGAUCGAAAGAAAAGAGGUGUGUCGAUUAAAGAUAAACCAGAUCUCUGUUUUGAUAAAGAUAGACAAACUGGAGGAGGAACAGGUGGACAUGAUUGUCAAUAGUGUCGGCAAGAAUUUAAAUUUGGAUUCGGGGACGCUGUCUAAAGCAAUAACCACAGCUGCUGGUCAGCAGGUUAGGGACGAGUGUCGGCGGAAUCAUCCGUCUGGGGUGACUGAGGGCGAUGUUGUCGUCACAUCCGCCGGAAACUUGAAGUGCAAGAAAAUAUGCCAUGCCUGUGUGCCAUCACACAAGAAAAGUAGUAACAACGAAUCCAAAAAGAAUAUUAAGGACAUUGUUAUCAAAUGCCUGGAAGCUGCAGAAAAAGACAACCUGGUGUCGGUGGGCUUCCCUGCUCUUGGUAGCCGCUACAGACACUAUCCCACCCAGACAACGGCCCAAGGGAUAUUGAGUGGAAUAGACGAGUUCUCCAAAACCCACACUUCAUCUUCAGUUAAACAGAUCACCAUA